Culicoides brevitarsis is the source of this 1009-nucleotide messenger RNA. It is a transcript of the gene Xpac, whose product is annotated as DNA repair protein complementing XP-A cells homolog. The coding region runs from base 101 to 886 and encodes 261 amino acids. Gene Ontology annotation, molecular function: damaged DNA binding. Lineage: Eukaryota; Metazoa; Arthropoda; Insecta; Diptera; Ceratopogonidae. Gene Ontology annotation, biological process: UV-damage excision repair; base-excision repair; nucleotide-excision repair involved in interstrand cross-link repair. The transcript has 2 exons. Gene Ontology annotation, cellular component: nucleotide-excision repair factor 1 complex. The record is from RefSeq and is a predicted model, not a curated record.
CGUCUCACAGCAGCUGAUCACUCAAAAUUUGCGCAAAAUUUCAAUUUUUCAACGAUUUCACAAUAUUUGUCAUUAAUUAAAACCUCAAAAGUAUCCAAAAAUGUCUGAAAUCGAGCUCACAGACGAACAAAAGAAACGAAUUGAAGAAAAUCGUCAAAAAGCACUCGAACGUCGUAAAGCCCGCGGCAAUCAUCCAUACAAAAAUGCAGUUGCUGUUUCGAAAGACAAUCGCAUCCAGAUGCACGGCUCCAAAUACAAAGACACCGGCGGCGGCUUUUUACUCGAAGACAAGGAAGAAGACGAGUCAGAAACGCUCUUUAAUGAUGUCGAAAUCGCACAUGAAAGUGAGGAACUUCCCUUGGAAUUUCGUGAAUGCAUGGAAUGUCACGCCGGCUUCCUCCAAUCGUACCUUUGGACCACUUUCGACUAUCCCGUGUGCGAUGGUUGUCGCGACAAUGAAGACAAACAUUCGUUAAUUACCCGAACGGAGGCCAAAAAUGAGUAUUUACUGAAAGAUUGCGACUUGGAUAAACGAGAACCGAUUCUAAAGUUCAUUUCGCGCAAAAAUCCGCACAAUCCGCGAUGGGGCGAGAUGAAGUUGUACCUGCAUGUGCAAAUUGAGAAGCGUGCGUUGGAAGUUUGGGGCACGGAAGACGCCUUGCUGGAGCAAAAAGAGCUCCGUUCGGGCAAACGGGAGCAAGCCAAGGUCAAAAAGUACGCAAAACAGAUGAAAGAGCUCCGGAUGCAAGUUCGAAGUAGUUUGUACGAUCGAACAACCAAAGCCUCUCACACUCACAAAUUCGGGCCGGAUCGAUAUAACGAAGAAGACGACACUUAUUCGCACGAUUGUGAAUGCGGAUACACCGAAACUUAUGAAAAAUUAUAAAAUUUCUUUAGCAAGCGUCUUUUUUUGUGAUAAAAUACAUGUAAAUCUCCUCAAAUCGUCUUAAAAUUUAAAAUCUCAGUGUUUUUGGUACACCCGUUCUCCCGCAAUGUAAGUUGCCAAAAC